CCGAGGCGGAGCUAAGGCGCGAUGCCGCCCCCCCCCGGUGCUCCAGCCUGACUGCGCCGGCUCCGAGCCACCCGACCCGGCUGCUCCUUCUCCGGCCUGCCCUUGGGAAGCUCCUUGCGGGGCGAACAUUGGCCCAGGGCGAACAUUGGAACCAGCAACACCCCCCAUAGCCCUGUUUAGCCUGGUGGCAUUUUUCAGCAGUUAUGCCAGGCAGCCUAAACCAUCAUGUCUCCCGGGUAAGGACUUUGUACAAGAAGAUCCUGCAGUUGCACCGAGCGUUGCCACUGGAGUUGAAGACCCUGGGAGACCAGUAUGUGAAAGAUGAGUUCAGGAGACACAGAUCUGUUGGUCCGGAAGAGGCUCAAUGCUUCCUGCGGGAAUGGGAGAACUAUGCAGCGACGCUGUUGCAACAAACUAACCCAAAGGCACAGAACUCUACAAGUCAUCCUCGUUUUGGGUCCCACCUCCCAGAAGAAAAGCUUCAUGCCCUACGAGAUGAGCAAGUGGGGCAGCUCCAGGAACUGAUGCAAGAAGCUACCAAACCCAAGAGACAGUUUAAUAUUUUGGAUGACACAGAUCACAAAAAUUGACGUAUUACUUUGGAUAUGCUUUAAGUAGGGUGGUGGGGUUUCUUGUUUUUGUUUUGUUUUUGGUGACUCUUUAGCUCUGUUUUGGAAGAGAUUUUCAGCCCGAAGAAUAAAUGAAACUGAUGUUCA
Molecule: messenger RNA, 716 nt
Organism: Podarcis muralis (Common wall lizard)
Lineage: Eukaryota; Metazoa; Chordata; Lepidosauria; Squamata; Lacertidae
Source: RefSeq, a predicted model, not a curated record